This is a messenger RNA of Linum tenue, 2994 nucleotides long. NCBI's taxonomy places the organism in Eukaryota, Viridiplantae, Streptophyta, Magnoliopsida, Malpighiales, Linaceae. The record is from the annotation of a GenBank genome assembly.
CGGGUGAGGAAAGCCAAGUGAAAACCAAAAGCCAAACCCCAGGAUUUGCCGCAUUCUUGCUGGCUGAUCGGCAGCAAAGCCCCGAACUCUGACUUCCUUUUGAUUUUCAGCCAAUUUUCAUCAAGGCUUCUGCUUUCUCGCCUGGAUUUUCUUCCGGCGAGUUUUUCUAGCUCCAAGUAUCCUCGAACUGGGAAAAGGAAAGCUGCUGCCUUUUGUUUCCUUUCCAGGACUCUGGUUUCGUUACGGCGUUGUGCUUUACCUUGCGUUUUUGUGCCUUCCACAUUUCACUGCCGGGGUCGAGGAAUUGUGUUGGACUCCAAUUGCGGAGUUCUCGGCGGGAGCUUUCUUCAUUUUCGGCGGCUUGGCUCCGUGAACAGGAAACAGAGCCCGGAGGAAAGUCGCAGUGAACAUUAGAUAUGGCGACAAUAAGUGAUAUAGGCGUAUCAGCAGGAAUAAACAUACUCAGUGCAUUUGUUUUCCUCAUUGUAUUCGCCGUACUUCGAGUUCAGCCGUGGAAUGAUAGGGUCUACUUCCCCAAAUGGUACCUUAAGGGUUUGAGGACUAGUCCAACUGGGUCGGGGACACUUGUUGGGAAAGUUGUGAAUUUGGACUUCAGGUCAUAUCUCAAAUUUCUCAAUUGGAUGCCUGAAGCUCUUCGAAUGCCGGAGCCGGAGCUAAUUGAUCAUGCUGGGCUGGACUCUGUUGUUGGGGUAUGAUGAUUUUGGACUUCUGUUACCAAAUGUCAUGAACAUCAGUACUUGUAAUACUGAUUUGACUUUCAGUGACCUGGAUAAGCUUUCUAUAUCCAACAUUCCACUUGGAUCACCCAGGUUCUGGACCCAUUUGGUGAUGGCUUAUGUAUUCACUUUCUGGACAUGUUUUGUGUUGAAGAGGGAGUAUGCAACUGUGGCUUCAAUGCGGUUGCAUUUCCUUGCAUCUGAGCAUCGUCGCCCUGAUCAAUUCACGGUACUUGUUAAAAAUGUGCCACCAGACCUGAUGAAUCAGUUGGUGAACUUGUAGAGCAUUUCUUUUUAGUCAAUCAUCCAGACCAUUACCUCACUCACCAGGUCGUUUACAAUGCUAAUAAAUUUUCCAGCUUAGUCGUGGAGAAGAAAAAAUGUCAGAAUUGGCUAGACUACUACCAAAUCAAAUUCUCAAGAAAUCCUUCUACUAAACCCACAACAAAGACUGGUUUUCUUGGCAUUUGUGGUGCAAGGGUGGAUGCAAUUGACCACUACACAUCUGAGAUUGAGAAGAUAUCAGGAGAAAUCUCAAUAGAGAGAGAAGGUCAUGAGCAACCGGGACGCUAUCAUGCCAGCUGCAUUUGUUUCCUUCAAAACACGGUGGGCUACUGCCACUUGUGUACAAACACAGCAAUCCAGGAAUCCAACAGAAUGGCUAACUGAAUGGGCUCCUGAACCCCGGGACGUGUACUGGGACAACUUGGCCAUACCAUAUGUUUCACUCGCGAUCAGGAGGCUCGUCAUUGGUGUUGCAUUCUUCUUCCUCACCUUCUUUUUCAUGAUCCCAAUCUUAUUUGUGCAGUCCCUUGCAAAUAUUGAGGGAAUUGAGAAAGCAGUUCCAUUUCUGAAGCCAAUCAUUGAGAUGAAAGUCAUAAAGUCUGUUAUCCAAGGUUUCCUACCUGGACUUGCUCUCAAGUUAUUCCUCAUCUUUCUCCCCGCAAUCUUGAUGAUGAUGUCGAAAUUCGAGGGAUUCAUUAGCCUUUCCACACUGGAGAGGAGAUCUGCAACUAGAUAUUACAUUUUCCAGUUCAUCAAUGUCUUCCUCGGCAGCAUAAUCACAGGAACUGCAUUUCAACAGCUGGACAAUUUCAUACACCAGUCUGCAACUGAGAUACCAAAGACUGUUGGAGUCUCGAUUCCUAUGAAGGCGACUUUCUUCAUAACUUACAUAAUGGUUGAUGGGUGGGCUGGAGUUGCUGGCGAGAUACUUAGGUUGAAACCUCUGGUAAUCUACCACUUGAAGAACUGGUUCCUUGUCAAGAUUGAGAAGGACAGGGAAGAGGCAAUGGAUCCGGGAACAAUUGGUUUCAACACAGGCGAACCGUAGAUACAACUCUACUUCCUACUUGGCCUCGUAUAUGCAGUGGUGUCCCCUAUCUUACUUCCCUUCAUCAUCCUGUUCUUCGCCCUGGCAUUCGUUGUUUAUCGACAUCAGGCAAGCUCACGGUCACAUAAAUUAUGUUCCUUUCCAGUGACAACAUCAUCCAAUAUGUCUUGACAAAUGAUUGGUUUCAUUCAUGAAUCAUGAUCAUUUUUGCCAGAUCAUAAAUGUGUACAACCAGGAGUACGAGAGUGGUGCAGCAUUCUGGCCCGAUGUCCAUGGACGAAUCGUGGGUGCAUUGGUCGUCUCACAACUGCUGUUGAUGGGGCUAAUGAGCACAAAAGAAGCCGCGCAAUCAACACCGUUGCUCAUCACCCUCCCCGUGUUGACAUUGUGGUUCCAUCGCUUCUGCAAAGGCAGAUAUGAACCCGCCUUUGUUAAGUAUCCAUUACAGGAAGCGAUGAGGAAAGACACAUUAGAACGCGCCAAAGAGCCGAACCUCAACCUGAAAAGCUUCCUCCACAGUGCAUAUGUGCAUCCAGCCUUCAAGGAGGUGGACAAUGAAGGCGAUGAGAGCGACGGGGAAUUGGUCUCGACGAAGCGCCCUCAAAGUAAACACAGCAGUAAACACAGUUUUUCAUCUCUGCCUGAAGACCCUGAACGUUCACUGCUUUGAUUAAUGGCUACAUUGUAGGGAGGAGAGGGGGUUUGUCCUUCAAACUUCUUCCCCAUUGUAAAUGCUCUAUCUACUCUUAAUAGGUGGGAGAUAUAGUGUGUGUUGAAUCAAAUAGGGGGCAUUUGCUAGAGAAAGAAUAAUAAAGAUUAAGAUCAGAUUUUUGUGCUUGUAUGGUUGGAUCUUUAUUUUCAUGGAAGCUACUGCUAUUUUUGCAGUGUAGAUAUGCUUCUAGAGCACAAAUAGAUGUCUUUUUC